Messenger RNA from Acipenser ruthenus (sterlet), 2227 nucleotides. RefSeq names its product leucine-rich repeat and fibronectin type III domain-containing protein 1-like protein. Gene Ontology annotation, molecular function: protein binding. The record is from RefSeq and is a predicted model, not a curated record. The transcript is spliced from 2 exons. Bases 68 to 1639 code for a protein of 523 amino acids. NCBI's taxonomy places the organism in Eukaryota, Metazoa, Chordata, Actinopteri, Acipenseriformes, Acipenseridae.
UAUAUCUAAAUUGUGGGAAACAUAGCACUCUGUGAUUAUACAAGUCAUACAAGUUGCUAGGAGUUAAAUGAUUCAUGUUUUGAUUUGUUUUUUACGUACAGCAGUGGUACAGCUUACAGGUGGAUAUAAAGAAUUCUCCACUGAGUUCUUCAUUAACAUUAUGCUGAUCUACACAGAAACCAGCGGAAGGUUUUAUUUCAAGAUAAAUAACUUGAAUAUGGGCCAUCAUCUUCCUCUGCUGCUCCUGCUGAUCAUGUGUAAAAGCCUGGAGGCUUGGAAUUGCACAGUAAGCUGUAAAUGCACAAACUUCACCAGCUCAUGCUGUGGACCUCAGAAAACUCAACAUCUCCCAAUAAUUGGAAAUCAAAAUGCCACUGAAUUAGUUUUGGAUUCCUGUGGAAGCUUUCCCAUGGAUAAUAAAACGUUGCAGAACUUCAUCUCGCUGAAGGAACUGACAGUUAAGAGAACCAACCUCCUUUACCUUGAUGCUCAUGCAUUCCAUGGCCUUCCCAUGCUGCAGACUUUAAACCUAACAGAAGUCAACCUGAGUAAUGCAGCAAUGCAUCAAAACGCCUUUGCCGGCCUGCCGAUAAGAAGAUUGUUCCUCGCGAACAACCGACUGGAUCAGAUCCGACGUGGGAUGUUUGCUGGUCUGAUGAAUCUGGAGCAUCUUGACCUUUCCGGCAACGGCCUCAGGUCAAUUGAGGAAAAAGCAUUAGCGAACUUAGUGAGCCUUCGCUUCCUCAAUCUGGACAACAACCACUUUGUCACGAUUACCCCUUACUGGUUUGGCGUAAUGUUCAGGAAUAACUCCUUUCCUGUGGUGAGUCUCAUUGGAAAUACAUUGACAUGUCAGUGCAAGUACAGAGGAAUGGCCCUACCUGAAUACCAGUGGUUCAGCAGAUCUGUGAUUUUAACCAAAUCCUCAUGUAUGGUGAACCAAGCUGUUGAAGAAUGCAGCCCACCCCAGGUUGAAGAGGUCUAUAAAGAAGUGACUGUGAGGGAUCUGCAGCCUCUAACUCUGUCUUGCCUACUCAGUGGGUUUCCUCGCCCAAGGGUUAGUUGGAUACUUCCCAGUGGAUUACAAUUAUUUAACAAGUCAUUUCCUCCAUUUUAUAAUGAAGAUGGAACCUUGCAUGUACAAGUAGUGGAAGCUAAGUUUGCUGGACUUUACGCUUGCAUGGCUACAAAUGUGGAAGGGACAGCUGUUAGCUUGCUUAACAUUGUGGUGUCACCCACUCCCAAGCCACCCUUCAUCACCACCCGACCUGUCACCGCUCCUACUCCUCAGACCCCUACAAUCAGCAAGAGUCUACGGGUAUUGCUGUGGACAGCAGUAGUCUUAAUAUGCAUCAUUUUUCUUAUCAUACUGUUUUGCAUCUUAAGAGUCGCCUGCAGGUACAUAAAGCAGCACCUCCGCAAUGAUGUUUCCUUCAACAGGUUUGUUGAUACUCCAAAUAUCCUAACUCUUCCAGAGAACCCCCAGUCCAUCCCUCAUAUAGAGGACAGACAUGGCCAUGUGCAUUGGUCAAGGGAGAAUGGUGAUGAUACUGUCCCAAGAGUGGCCGAGCACGCUGAUGGAAGCUACCCACCCCAUCAACAGACUGUUACAGAACUUGAAAGAAGAACUCAAUUAUAAACUGGUGUAUGAUAGGACAAAAUGUACAUCUUGGUUCUGCUUUCGGAACACAUUUAAUAGUGUGGCAAUAUGGACAGAAAACACUUUUUAAAUUUCAAAAUGUAGUACUAAAAUUAGGCUAAUGUUUAGACAUUUGAGUUCUUUCAGAUUCAAUAGGUCUAAUAGGUAUAAUUAAAUACAAUUUAAAUACAUAUUGAAUUAUUGUAAGUAUAGUAUAAAUAUAUUUAAAAAUAUUUAAGUAAUUUAUAUAAAUCUAGUGGUUUGAUGUAUGUGUUUAUCAGUAAGGAUUACAUUGUAUUGCAAAUGUGCUGGAUUUAAAUUAAUUUUAGUUGUUUCCUUUACUAUCUUAUACUGUUUGCAACCAUUCAUGGUGGUUAUGCAUGUUGCUGUUCCAAUAUACUUUAUUAUUAUUAUUAUUAUUAUUAUUAUUUUGAGAAACAAUAAUACAACUUUAAUAUUGUAGGAAAAAACCCAAACCGCUCAGAAUAAAAGGAAAAUUAUAAGACCCAUUUAAAAAAAGGCAAUUAAAAUGAUAUUUUAGGUUACUUUCUCUUAUUUAUAAAAUGUAUAUUGUUUCUUAAUACCGGU